Thunnus maccoyii (southern bluefin tuna) is the source of this 6382-nucleotide messenger RNA. RefSeq names its product phosphodiesterase 4A, cAMP-specific (gene pde4a). The transcript is spliced from 15 exons. Lineage: Eukaryota; Metazoa; Chordata; Actinopteri; Scombriformes; Scombridae. Gene Ontology annotation, biological process: signal transduction. The record is from RefSeq and is a predicted model, not a curated record. The coding region runs from base 643 to 2895 and encodes 750 amino acids. Gene Ontology annotation, cellular component: perinuclear region of cytoplasm; nucleus; cytosol. Gene Ontology annotation, molecular function: 3',5'-cyclic-AMP phosphodiesterase activity.
UGAGCGAUAUUAUCACGGGUCCCUCGGUUGUUCCAGCAGCUUGGGUACCCUGAGGGUAGCGAAAGUGAGAUGGCAGCCAUAGCAACGUGAAUACCAGAAGGAAACAAAGGUCCGGUUUGGGCCAGCCGGUCCCGGCAGCAGCAGUUGGAGUCAAGCAGAGCUGAGGUGGUGAAAUAUCAGAAGAGCUCUUCUCUGUGGGGCUUGCUCAGACAGGAAGAGGUUGCAGAAAAGACAAACCUCAAACAAACCUGCACGGGCAAGGAUUAAGGAAACCUGCGUAAAUCCUGGGAACAAACUGAGGAUGUGAAAAGGGGGGGACUGGAGUUUGUGGAUCACAGAGCAGGAUAUGCAUGUUGUUACACUUUGGCUCCUCUGGCAUGAAGCACGCGGGAGAGCAGGACUAACGGGAGGAUUAGGCCUUGUUAUUAGAUCUCUUCUUUGGAUUGAGGACAGUUUACACUGCAUACGGCAGGUGCUGUGGUUCUGUCUGCCUGAGACGUGAGUCAACGCACUAAAAAGUAGAUGAGGGGGACUGCGUGGGAAAGAGACAGCCACACAGAGCGAGACAACCGGUUUUAAGUGGAGGCUGGGGGAGUUUUCUUUAACUGGUCGGCUACACCGUGGCCAGAGCUGGCAGCAGCGAUGAGUCAGAAGAAGCUGACACGACAGCUGAGGUUGUGGGAGAGUCCUGAGGGUCCACCUCCUGCACCCUCUCUCACCUCACCUGUGUCACCGAGCGAUCAGUCUCGCGGACACGGGGGCUCUGCUCUGUUUCGGCGUAUGAAACUGAACCGCAGUAUUCAGGAGCACAGACGCCCAUCUCAUAGCAUGUGCAGCUUCGAUUCUGAGAAUGGUCCUUCGCCAGGCCGCAGUCCCAUGGAUUCGCAGGCGAGUCCUGGGUUGGUGCUCCACCCUUCUUUCCCCCAGAGCCAGCGCAGGGAGUCCUUCCUGUACCGCUCAGAUUCCGACUAUGACACGUCCCCCAAAACCAUGUCACGCAACUCCUCCAUCAACAGUGAGGGGCACGCUGAAGACAUGAUCGUCACCCCUUUCGCUCAGGUGUUGGCCAGCCUACGAACUGUAAGAAGCAACUUCACCAUCCUCGCCAAUGUCACAACACCCACUAACAAGAGGUCACCAGUGACAAGCCAACCCACUGUUCCCCAAGCUACACUCUCUGAGGAGACAUACCAGCAGAUGGCUCGGGAGACUCUGGAGGAGCUGGACUGGUGUCUGGACCAGCUGGAGACCAUUCAGACUCACCGCUCAGUCAGUGAGAUGGCCUCCAACAAGUUCAAGAGGAUGUUGAACAGGGAGCUGUCCCAUUUGUCAGAGAUGAGUCGCUCAGGGAACCAGGUGUCAGAAUACAUCUCCACUACCUUUCUAGAUAAGCAGAACGAGGUGGAGAUCCCGUCCCCGACCUUGAGGGAGAGGGAGAAGCCCAUGUGUCACAUCAGUGGUGUGAAGAAGCUCACGCACAGUUCCAGCCUUUCCAACUCCACCUUGCCUCGUUUCGGCGUGAAGACUGAGCAUGAGGAUGCAUUAGCCAGGGAGCUGAACGACUUGAACAAGUGGGGCCUUAAUAUCUUUCGUGUGGCAGAGUUCUCUAAUAACCGACCCCUCAGCUGCAUUAUGUUUGCCAUCUUCCAGGAAAGAGAUCUACUGAAGACCUUUCGGAUCCCUGUGGAUACGUUUGUCACCUAUGUGAUGACCCUGGAGGACCACUACCAUGCCAAUGUGGCCUACCACAACAGCCUCCACGCUGCAGAUGUCACUCAAUCUACUCAUGUACUGCUGUCCACCCCAGCUCUAGAUGCUGUGUUCACUGAUCUAGAAAUACUAGCUGCGUUAUUUGCCGCCGCCAUCCACGAUGUGGACCAUCCAGGAGUGUCCAACCAAUUCCUCAUCAACACCAACUCAGAACUAGCCCUGAUGUAUAAUGAUGAGUCGGUGCUGGAGAACCAUCACCUGGCUGUGGGCUUCAAGCUGCUUCACGAGGACAACUGUGACAUCUUUCAGAACCUCAGCAAGAGACAGAGACAGAGCCUGAGGAAACUUGUUAUUGAUAUGGUUUUGGCAACAGAUAUGUCUAAACACAUGAGUUUGCUGGCAGACCUCAAGACUAUGGUGGAAACCAAGAAAGUGACAAGUUCUGGAGUACUGCUGCUCGACCAUUACACUGAUCGGAUACAGGUGUUGAGGAACAUGGUGCACUGUGCUGACCUGAGCAAUCCUACGAAGCCCCUGGCUGUGUAUCGACAAUGGACGGAGAGAAUCAUGGAGGAGUUCUUCAGGCAAGGAGACAAGGAGAGAGAGCGAGGGAUGGAGAUCAGUCCCAUGUGCGAUAAACACACGGCAUCUGUGGAAAAGAGUCAGGUGGGCUUUAUUGACUACAUUGUCCACCCGUUGUGGGAGACAUGGGGGGACCUGGUGCAUCCCGAUGCCCAGGACAUCCUGGACACUCUGGAGGACAACAGGGACUGGUACCAGAGCACUAUCCCACAAAGCCCCUCGCCUCCUCCGCUGGGCCAGGACAAGGAACUGAAUGCCUGCAUGGACAAGUUUCAGUUUGAGCUUACCCUCGAAGACAGCUCUCAGAGAGAAGAGGGAGACGAGGGCGACAAGCCUACGCCAAACCACGUCGCACAGGACUGCAGUCAGGGGGAGGACGAGGAGGGUAAAAAGGAGGAAGAGGAAGACACAAUGGCAGAGGAGGAAAAUGAGGACAUUAUAGAGGAAGAAGAUGAGGUGGCGAUGGAGGAAGAGGAGGCGGAGGAGGAGCAAGAGGAGGAGCUGAAAGCUCGGUUGGAGGUGAGAUCUGAAAAGGAGAGACUUUCUGACACAAGUCCUGUAGAGGAAGAGGAAGAUUCUUCUUCACAAGCUGAAGAUACAUGAGUCCUGCUCCUGUAUCUCCCUCCUCACUUGCACACAUUAUCUUGUUCAUCCUUUCAAUGGCCAAACCAAGAACAAAUGAGACUGCAAUGACAAUACAGACCUUUAAAUAUAUUUUUCAAAAAGGGAAUAAAUUAAAAAUCGCUUAAAGAGAAGUUAAUUACACAGCAACUGUAGAUUUGGAGUAGUGACGAGUCCUUCGACUGAUUUCACAAUGAACUUUAGACUAAGAGGAAUUUAGGAGAGCGUUAACGAUGGGCAACUGAAGACAGCGUAGCACUCUGAGACUGGAAUGCACACACAUAAACACACAAAAAGUGACACACAAACACUAGGGAGUAAGUCAAGUAGAAUACAUCGAUGCAAUGUGUGUACGCGUGUGCAUCAGUCAUGCAGUACAGUACAAUUGCAUAUUUACCCACUCCUGUCUUUCAAACGCACAGACAAACACACACACUUGACUGUAUGUUUGUAUGUGUGCAUUUACAUGAGGGACAUUGAUCAGUAAUGAAUCUCUUUGGAAAAAGCCAUCUCUUAAUGGAGUAUUAACUAGUGUUCAGUCAGUAUUAGUAAUUCAUGUUUAAUAGAAUCUCAACAGAAACUGUUCUCCUCAGAAAAGCUACACCAUGUCCGGGUGACCUUUUUUCCAUUUCUGUCGGAAAGAAAAAUAACAAAAAUCCACAGAGUUGGAGGGGGAGACAGGAAGAUAUCGAAGGAAAGGAAGAUGCUGCGAUGAAGGGACCGCUGGGUCCCAAUACCCCUUUUUCCCUUUACGAGGAGAGUGCUACUGGUGCAAGAUGGCUCGGUGCCUUUCUGAAACACCAGCUUCCUGAACGGAGCUGUCGUGAAGCAAUGCAUUGUGGGACAGGAGUGUCUGAUUUUGUUAUCAUUUUUGAUUGUCUCUUGUUAAAGAUCUCUCUUAACUGUUCAUGGUAUUGUGGUGUGUAUCUCACACGUACAGUUUCUGUGGUGAUAUGUUUUAAGCUGUAAGUCUUCCUUUGUUGCUCUUCUGGUAAUAUAAUAACUCAGAACUCUAGAUGCAGAGCAAUCACAACCGCCACCACAACCACCAGUGGACUCUUUCCAGUUUGUUUUUUUCUUAUUAGAAUGAUUUUUUUUUUUUUAAACUUUCUGAGAAUAAGCCAUGUGAUGCUUUGAAGCAUAUGUUUUGCCUAUUUUCUAAUUAACAGUUGCUAAAUAUGUUUGACGGGAUACAGAAUUAUUUCAUCAGCUGAACAAAUUUUCACUCGCCAUCUCACACCCACUUGCACUGUGUGUUUAUGUCUCCUCAUACACAACGAUUCUCACCAAAGUAAAUGAUGAGAAACUUCAGUGGAUGAAGUGAUUUGAAGGAACACAGAUGAAUAAGAAAAUCAGGGAGGCAGAAUGUCAGGGGAAAGAAGUGUGACUUGGCCAAAAGGAGGUCUGGCAGUCCCUAAUCAUCCUUGUUAUCUUUGAUGCUUUUUUGCCUUAAUGUCAGAUGUAGAUUUAUAAGAUAUAUAAUAGAUAUCCUAGUAUAUUUAUAUCACGUCUGUAUGCUUAUUUCUGUGAGUAUCAGUGUGUCUAUACACAAUGUAUCCAGCAUUGCAUUUGGAGGGGAAAGGGAAACAUUGCUGCCAAUUAGUUGUUAUGUUGUUGCUGUGCUCUGACCAACAUAAAGAAUGUGUUGUUUUUUUAAUCAGGAGGGUAAAAAUAUUCUUAUAGCUACCUGGAAAUAAGCAAUUGGAGUUAAGAUUUUGCAGGCAAUGAGAAUGAUUCAGGAAGUUUUUUUUUUUUUUUUUUUUAAUUUGACCAGAUAUUGAUUUGUUGACAUGGUGGAGUGCAUGUGUGUACGAUGUGUUUGUUUGCCUGGCUGAUUGUGUGGUCACAACUAAGCGAGUGAGUAACAGACAGAAAGGGAAGGAUGCUAAAGAUGUCUUCACAUGUGUCAUUGUCCACUCACUGGCAUCACCACAUUUUGUUGAAUGGUGUUCGGGAUUUGAUCAGCACAGCUUAAAUAGGUCACAGUUUGUUUAGGUGUUUGUUUUUCACAGGGUAAACAACAAAAAAAAAUAAUAAUAAAAGAACAUGACUGUGGUUCUUUCGAAGGUAAGAGCAAGUUCCUGCAGGUCAGUAACUGAGCUUAUCUGAAGACACCACAGCUCGGUGCAACAGGAGCCUGUGUGUUUGACCUGCUCUGUCGCUGGAUGGAGCAGAGCUGCGGGGCCACCACACAGGCUUUCAUCUAGUGGAAUGGGAAUCCAGGAUUACUAUUGCAGUUACAUAAAUAAAAGAUUCCCAUAUGCAUUGGCCUUUUACUUUAAAGAUCUUGCUUUGUUUUUGUGGCUUCUUGUUAUGUCAUAAGCUAUAAAAACAUUAAUAUUUAAUUGCCAUACAAACACGAUACUGUAGCAAUUGUUUCUUAUUAAGAAAAUUAUUCAAUUGAUUGAUUGCUGCCAUUCUUUUUAAAUGAUGAAAAGAAAACCAUGGGAAGUGUUUUCUUUGAACAGUUUGUGUACAGUUUAUUUUUAUAUCAUUCUGGUGGAUGGUCUGGAAAAUGAAUCACGUAUUGAUGAUAUAGCUAUAAGCAUUACCACUCUUGUAAAUAAUGUAAUAUUGGAUUGUAAAUUAUAAAUUUAUCCAAGUCAUACUGAUUGACAAAUAACCACUUAAGGUUGUUAAGUGAACCACUGAAGCACUGCAGGCCACAUCCUCACCGUUCCAUUCUCUGAUUAAGUUUUUGCUUGCUCGUGCUAACAUUCAGUCACAUUUUUUAAUUGUCCACAUUUAUUGAUGAAAUCAAAUAUAUUUGUACCAGCACUUUAUUUCAUCAGGUUUUGAGGCAGACAGUGUGUUUCAAGUAGUGUACAGUCUGUGCUGGUGGUUUGGUCUUUGGCAGUCACCUGUUGAUUAUAAUCCAUUGGGCCAAAUCACAAACCCUCAUUGUGCAGUUGUCAAAGUUAACCCCUUUCUAGAGGCAUAAUCAAACAAACUAGUCAUUCUCUAGUAAUAGUCCAUGUGAGAUUGAAUUUAUUUGACUUGUAAAGUCAAAUGUAAGCUGAUAUAGUCACACAGGAUGUGACACUCAAAGGAAAUAAAUGUGUCCUUAUCUAUCUUGGCCAUUUUAGUACUAUCACCACCUCUCUUUCUUAGUAACUUUAAUCAACCUGAUAGCCUAAAUGUCCUUCUCAUGGUGGCCAAACUUGCUGGUUCCCAUCGGGGUUGCUGUCAGGUUAUGUUGUCACAGACUGACUCCCUCUGAGAAUAGUUUUCUGGGCUUUAAUUCAUGUGUUUGUUCACAAGUAAGAAAGAUUAUUCAAGGGAAAAAACAACAUGAAAUGAUUGUAAUAUUUGUAAAUGAUCUUGCUGUAAUGUGUAAAAUGUGUCCAAGUUAUUUUUUAUUAUAUUAUUUUUAUGAAAGUUUUUCCUCUUGACAGAGCUGAGGUGUCAUUUUGUGAAUAAAUGCAUUUAAUAAGCAAACAUCUAUAUAUAAAACAAUAUUAUAGUAUAU